ACGAUGAAAUUAUACAAAUAAUUACUAUAAAACAAAUGAAAAGAUCACGGUAUCACGAUGAAAUAAUAAAACGUAAAAAGACAAUGAACAUCUAGUCACCAAUUUUGAAGUCUGUAUCAAACACACAAUAUUCCGGCUGUCUUCUGCAACCUUACUCCACCGAUCGAAUCAUCAUUUAUCCAUAUUCACUAUGAGCUGGUGGUGGGCAGGAGCUAUCGGAGCUGCAAAGAAAAAACUAGAUGAUGAGGAUGCACCACCCAAGUACCAGAGCGUUGCUCUAAUCAUUGGAGUCACCGGAAUCGUUGGCAACAGCCUCGCGGAAAUCCUCCCGCUGUCCGACACACCGGGCGGGCCAUGGAAGGUCUACGGAGUAGCACGCCGCCCGCAGCCCCAAUGGAACUCGGACCACCCAAUCGAGUACAUCCAGUGUGACGUCUCAGAUCCUGAUGAAACCCUAACCAAGCUCGGGUGUCUCCAAGACGUUACACAUCUGUUCUACGUCACGUGGGCCAACCAAGCCACGGAAUCUGAGAACUGUGAAAUCAAUGGUAAAAUGUUUCAAAAUGUUCUGGAUGCGGUGAUCCCGGAUUCUCCCAGUUUGCAACACAUUUGUCUGCAAACUGGGAAGAAACAUUAUUGGGGUCCUUUUGAAUUGUACGGGAAAGCAUCUCAUGAUACCCCAUAUCAUGAGGAUCUACCUCGACUUGAUGUACCGAAUUUUUAUUAUACCCUGGAGGAUAUUUUGUUCGAAUCGGUUGGACGAAAGGAAGGGUUAACUUGGUCUAUUCAUAGACCGGGGUUGAUCUUUGGGUUUUCGCCGUAUAGUUUGAUGAAUUUGAUCGGUGCAUUAUGCGUUUACGCUACAAUCUGCAAACAUGAAGGAGUUCCGUUGAAAUUUCCAGGGACUAAAGAAGCCUGGGAGAGUUACCACGAUUGUUCUGAUGCCGACUUGAUAGCUGAACAACAUAUCUGGGCCGCGGUCGAACCGCACGCAAAGAAUGAAGCGUUUAACAUCAGCAAUGGAGACGUGUUCAAAUGGAAGCACCUUUGGAAGGUGUUGGCUGAGCAAUUCGAGGUUGAGAAUGGCGGGUUUGAUGAAGGUGGAGAGAGGGUGAGCUUGGUGGAGAUGAUGAAGGAUAAAGGGGGUGUUUGGGAUGAGAUUGUGAGAGAGAAGGGAUUGGUGUCUACCAAACUUGAAGAGGUUGCAGCAUGGUGGUUUGCGGAUGGAAUGCUUGGAAUUGAGGGUGUGUUGGACACUAUGAAUAAGAGUAAAGAACAUGGGUUUUUCGGGUUUAGGAAUUCGAAAUCUUCGCUUGUUUCUUGGAUUGAAAAGAUGAAAGGUUACAAGAUUGUUCCUUAAGUUCAACCCAAUGUUUUCAUGACCGGACCGGAGGUUAUAUGUUUAUUGCUUUUUAUAUGUUUUGAUCUUUGCAUGUGUAAGAAGAACAAAUAAAAUGAUUUAAUUAUUUGAGUUCUACAGAUUGUAUGUG
Helianthus annuus (common sunflower) is the source of this 1490-nucleotide messenger RNA. Its product is annotated as (S)-8-oxocitronellyl enol synthase ISY1. The record is from RefSeq and is a predicted model, not a curated record. Bases 191 to 1360 code for a protein of 389 amino acids. Lineage: Eukaryota; Viridiplantae; Streptophyta; Magnoliopsida; Asterales; Asteraceae. The transcript is spliced from 3 exons.